This is a messenger RNA of Encephalitozoon hellem ATCC 50504, 1473 nucleotides long. RefSeq lists its product as uncharacterized. Lineage: Eukaryota; Fungi; Microsporidia; Unikaryonidae. The transcript has a single exon. The record is from RefSeq and is a predicted model, not a curated record. Bases 1 to 1473 code for a protein of 490 amino acids. Gene Ontology annotation, molecular function: zinc ion binding.
AUGAAAGGGCUGUCUGUUAACGAUGUCUUUCCUACAAGGGAAGAGGCGGAGAAGGCUUUGGUAAAUCAUGCGGUACAGAACAAUCUCAACUACGAUCUUGAAGAGACGCCUAAGUCAGUUGCCGUACUGUGCAAGGGAAGAAAAGAGUUUGGAUGUGAAGCCAGGAUUGUUGCACAACUAAGAAAAAAGGACGGGGUUUUUGUGGUGAAGAGAAUUAGACUGUCCCAUAAGUGUCCUUCGGUGACAUCUAAGUAUGGGUCUCCAGAGGAAAUGGUCCGAAUGGAGGUGUAUAGGGCUAUAGGGGAUAGAUAUGCAAGAAUAGGAGAAGUUGUGUCUAUUCUUGCGGGUAUGAAUAUAAAGAUGGGUUAUUUUUCUGUGUGGAAAGCUAUGAGACAGGAGAACGAGAUGGAGAAGGAAAACAUGAAUUUGGGCCCUUUAGAGCAGGGCGGAAAGAAUGAGCUGUUUGAUGCAGCACUUAAGGAAUUUUCUCAUGAGUUUCUGGAGCUCAAUCCCAGUGCGGUUUCCCAUUGCCAAGAAAAGAUGUUCUUCUUCUCCUUUCCCGAAUAUCUCGAUGUCCUUGUUCCAAUUGUUGAGAUAAGGAUAUACAAGAGGAUAGAAGGCUUUGCUGUUCUAGGAAUUCUUCGGGACCCCACAUGGUCUCCUAUCAUAUACUCCUGCGUGGUUUCGGAUCUGGAGUGCCAAGAGAGUGCCUUUAGAUACUUUAUCGAUUCGAUGCCAGAGCUGUUCUUUCUUGUAGAUUUUGAUGCUGACCUUAUCAAUGUUCUCAAGAAAAAGGACAGAAAGUUUUUCGUGAAGACCCGUGACAUAUGUAAGUUCUACUACAACAAGACAAAAUCUAUUGAUGCUGUGGAAAAUAUAUGGAAUAAGUGCAAUAAUGAUAGGGAAUGGAGCAGCCCCGAGCUUAGCUUUAUAGAUAAGAAGCAAUAUUUGAAGAGAUGCUGUGAGACAGAGAUGCUUGGAUUACAAAAUACAAGUGAAUGCGAUGUCGAGUUUAUUGGGCUGGGGAUUUUCAAUCUUCCGUUCUUUGACUGCAUUGGUGCGAUUUUGAAGCUAGCUAGCGACAAUUUGAAACAGAGAAAAAAAUCUCCUCUUGGGGAAGGGAAAUACUUGUUUGGCAACAAUGUCAUACGUAGAAUAGAGAAAAACUUGUCUAUAGAUGUUACAGAUGCUUCCUACAAUGUCGAUUUGGAGAACCAGACAUGCACAUGUGGAAGAUUCCAGGAGUUUCUAAUACCGUGUCCCCAUGCUUGUAAGAAGAUACUUGAUUUGGGAGAAGAUCCGUAUUCAUAUGUCAGUGACUUGUAUUCUAAGGCAAGACUGUUGAAGCUCAAAGAUAUAACACCUGUCGUAGACCUGCCAGUGAAGUGCCAGUCAGACAGGAACCUUCUCAAGCGUGGCCCUGGAAGGCCAAAGAAGAUAUUAGUUAGGGAACCUCCGGUUGUUAGGAGCUAG